AUGAUUGCAAAGGUGGCCUUUGCAGCUCAACAUGUUGUUGGUGGAAGCCAAGGCUGGGAUCAAUCCACAGACUUCAAGUCAUGGUCUUCAGGCCAAACAUUCAAGGUUGGAGAUAAACUUGUUUUCAAGUACAGUUCUCUGCAUAGUGUGGUGGAAUUAGGCAACGCUAAUGCCUACAAGAAUUGUGAUAUUAGCAGUCCAAUCCAAUCCUUGGGUACUGGCAAUGAUGUUGUGAAAUUGGACAAGCCAGGUACGAGGUACUUCACUUGUGGUACCUUGGGUCACUGUAGUCAAGGGAUGAAGCUGAAAAUUACCAUCAUCAAAGGGAAUGCUCCUUCGCCUACAUUGUCGCCAUCUUCCUCACCGUCUCCAUCGUCAAUAACACCACCAUCUUCUACUUCUUCUCCUACUACUGUUAUUGAUGCAUCUUCAGCCUCACAAUGCUUCACCUCAUUCUUCUUCCUUCUUGCAUCAUCACUCACUCUCAUGGUUUCCUUGAUAAAACAAAGUUAG
Sphenostylis stenocarpa is the source of this 513-nucleotide messenger RNA. NCBI's taxonomy places the organism in Eukaryota, Viridiplantae, Streptophyta, Magnoliopsida, Fabales, Fabaceae. The record is from the annotation of a GenBank genome assembly.